AUGCUCUGUAGGCUGAUUCUGGCACAGUCACUUUUGUCCAGGAGCUCUGCAGAGGCGCUGCCUCGUCUCAGCUUUCCAGGCUGGACGCGACAGUCGCUCGGCAGCGUGUGGCGACAAGGAGCUCCCGGCCAGGGGGAGCAGCAGACACCUCUCCGGCGAGCGGCGACCCCGGGCGCCCGACCCUCCCGCCGCCACGAGAGCUGCACCGAAGGCAUCGCCGGCCGGCGCGAGACGCGGGAGCGGUUUGUAGAUGUGGGUCUUGCCGCGGGGUGCCGUGGGGGUCACGAUGUACCUGUGCACAAGACCUUGACCUGUUUAACUGCUCUUCUGCUCUCUUGGAAACGCGCUGCGGCGAGCGGGCCGCCCUCGCCCCUUGCCGGUGGCAUCGACCACACGCUCCCCAGCGGCGGGAGCAGCAGGACUCCUGCCCCAGACAGAGGAGCGGGUCCUGGGCCAGCUCCAAGAAAAGCCCCGGCCAUCUCGGGGCUGCCUGCGGGAGACCUCCCGGCUCCCAGGCACCCGCUGCCGGGGUCCCUCGCCACGUGGCUGUGGCUGUGGUCGCGGCGGGUGGGACACGGGCCGGUCUCCUUGCUGUUGGUUUGAGCUCCCGUCUCCAGCGGCUCGGUUCUCCGCAGUCCCGGCUCAUCCCUCGUCGCAGCUCCCGUGGCUGGGCUGCGGCUGGGUGAGAUGCACCCAAAGGGCCGGGCGGUGGCCGGAGCGGUGACGCCAGCUUCCCGGUGCGCGCCGGGCUUCUGGCUGACGGGUGCCGUGGGGAAGGCGGUGUCGGAUCUCAUGUUGGACAGUGGCAUCAAUAAACAGAGCGAUGAUGGGAUAA
Molecule: messenger RNA, 835 nt
Organism: Harpia harpyja (harpy eagle)
Lineage: Eukaryota; Metazoa; Chordata; Aves; Accipitriformes; Accipitridae
Exons: 2
Coding region: 1-603 (200 amino acids)
Source: RefSeq, a predicted model, not a curated record